Messenger RNA from Penicillium waksmanii, 693 nucleotides. RefSeq lists its product as uncharacterized. Bases 1 to 693 code for a protein of 230 amino acids. Lineage: Eukaryota; Fungi; Ascomycota; Eurotiomycetes; Eurotiales; Aspergillaceae. The transcript has 3 exons. The record is from RefSeq and is a predicted model, not a curated record.
AUGACCAAUCCGUACAAUUAUCCGCCGAUCCCCGCCGACUUUGUGGAUAGCUUCAAGCCUGGUCCUCCCCCGCCUCGAGAGUUGAACCUGGUAACCAGAACACAUUCAGACAAGUGGGGUCCACGAGAAAUCGACUCUGCUAGCGCUCUUCGCGAGACUCACGUUCAUCUCGGUAAUGAACGACUGUUGCGCACACAUCAUCGCUCGCUCGCGGCAUGCCCCUUUGUAUACCAGGCCACUGAGGCUGAUGGUAACCAGAUCUGGGUGGUGAGCAUUGGACCUAGCGUCCCCGUAUAUGACACUCAUGCGGCCGGUCGCGCGAUCCACGUCCAACCCGAGGUUCUGCUUCCCGAGCCGUCGCACACGUUUAGUGGGACUCGUAAAGAUCCUCUGCACCGGAGCAUCAAUCCGCGGCACGUCGGAGCUGGAGUUGCUGCGCCGGUUCUCCCCUGCGGCGAUUGGGCACGCAUGCUAAUUUCGGGGUUUCUCAUCGUGCUGUUUCGUAAUCAGAAGGAUAUUGAAGCAUCCUGGCAGGAAGGGUGUGUCCAUUCCUUUGGUCUGCUGCGCUUGGGAUAUGAUGUCGCCGUUCAUUAUCCCACCGAGGCUGUCGCUGAGAGCGGGAAUGCCGUCGUAGAUGCACAGGAUGGCUCAGCCACGCCUUUGGGGCUUAAGCUGAAGUUUCUCGAUGACUGA